AUGUCCACUCAGCCUCUAUCUCCCCAGUCUCUGGACGAACUCGUCCAGCUCUCCAGAGACCUGCAGAAUGCCGUCGAGGAGAUCGUCCUCCAUCCAGAGCAGGCCCACACUAAUGGGGUCGCUGACGUGCUGUCCGCACAGCAACGCAUCGCCGAAUCGGCCAGCAAGAUCCAACGUCUGACCACCUCCCCUGGAGAGUUUAUCAAUCGACAAGCUAUCCAGAGUCAACAUCUGGCCUGUCUGCGAUGGCUCUGUCAUUUCAAGGUCGUCUCCCAUGUGCCUCUCGACCACUCAGUUUCCUACGAGCAUGUCGCUGCCGCUGCUCAGGUGCCCGUAGCCCAACUGCGCAGUAUCGCGCGCAUGGCCAUGACGGCUGGAUUUCUUGCAGAAACACAGGCAGGCCAGCUUUCGCACAACAGCCUGUCUGCAGCAUUCGUUCAGAACCCCUCACUCGUAGAAUGGGCACUUUUCGUCGCCGAAGGCACCGCCUCGACGGCAUCGAAGCUCGUCGAGGCGACGGAAAAAUUCGGCAUCACCAAGGAGAAGACCCAGACGGCGUACAAUCUGGCCAAAUCCACUGACCUGCCGUUCUUCGAUUAUCUCAAUUCUGACGCACGGCUUGCCGGUCAGUUUGCCGCGUAUAUGAAGAACAUCACCAACACCGAGGCCACCAGCAUCAAACACGUCCUGUCGGCUUUUGACUGGCAGGGGUUGGGCAAAGCCACUGUCGUCGAUAUUGGCGGUUCCAGCGGCCACGUCUCGCUGGCUCUGGCAGAGGCAUUCCCUUCGCUGUCCUUAACGGUGCAGGAUCUGCCCGCUGCCAUUGAAUCGGCGCCCGUGAAUUCCCCUGUCUCCUUCCAGCAGCAUGACUUCUUCAAGCCGCAGCCCAUUCGCGAAGCGGAUGUCUACUUCCUGCGCACCAUCAUCCAUGACUGGCCUUUGGCUGAGGCCACUCAGAUUCUUGGCCAUAUUGCCGCCGCUAUGGGACCGAAGAGCAAACUGCUUAUUAUGGAUAUCGUGCUGCCCCCGCCGGGCAGUGCGUCGAUUUCUGAUGAAUCUCUGGCGCGUUUACGUGACGUAACCAUGUUGGGGACGUUCAACGCGUGCGAGAGGGAGCAAAGUGAUUGGGAGGCGUUGAUCAAUGCCAUUGGGGGGUUGAGGAUUGUGGAUGUCAGGAAACCUGCGAGGAGCUCGUUGUCGAUGAUUGAGGUGGUCAAGUCUGUGGAUUAG
Messenger RNA from Aspergillus tanneri, 1230 nucleotides. RefSeq lists its product as uncharacterized. The record is from RefSeq and is a predicted model, not a curated record. The coding region runs from base 1 to 1230 and encodes 409 amino acids. The transcript has 2 exons. Gene Ontology annotation, molecular function: O-methyltransferase activity. Lineage: Eukaryota; Fungi; Ascomycota; Eurotiomycetes; Eurotiales; Aspergillaceae.